Myodes glareolus (Bank vole) is the source of this 3791-nucleotide messenger RNA. Lineage: Eukaryota; Metazoa; Chordata; Mammalia; Rodentia; Cricetidae. The record is from RefSeq and is a predicted model, not a curated record.
GCAGAGGUUGCAGCCGGCAGUGGUGCUACUGAUUCGCCUACGUUUUUCUAUGUGGCAGUAACAUGUUUCCAGCGCUGGAAGCAGAGUUGAAGCAGGAGGUCGGUACACUCCCCUUUCCAAAACUUCACAGAAACUUAAUCCUAGACCAAAAGGUUCGUUGUGGUGGCAUGCUGGUCCAACUAGAGGAUUGUUUUGUGUUUGACUUUUGGGGAGGCAGGUAGGUAAUGUGACCUUGCUGUGUAGCCCAGGUUGGCAUGGAACUCACUGUGUUGCCCAGCCUAGCCUUGAACUUGCUCCUCCUACCUCUGUUUUCCCUGGUGCUGGAAUUCCUAGUGUGUUCCAUACCCGCUAGUACCCCAGAUCUGUUACAGACAGAAUAACUCGAUAUUUGCAUGGAUUGUUUUGUUACCGUAUCCUGUGAAGCUUGUUUGACACUUGUUGCUAAGAAUUCAGUAUCAUCUCAAUGACAUGUUCUGCUUGAGAAUGCCUUUUCUUUCAGACUCUUCCUGAUCCCUACGAGGAUUUUAUGCACCAUCAUCUCCAGUAUUAUGGAUACUUUAAAGCACUGACUGUCCUGGAACUCACUUUGUAGACCAGUUCUGAACUGGUCUCAACAGCCUUGAACUCAAUCCAAUUGCUGCCUCCUGACUGCUGGAGCUAAAGGCGUUUACCACCAUGUCCCAGAUACUGAACCAUUCUACAAACAACUUGAACUAAACCACUUACUCUUAGCCCAGAAAGGCAAUCUACCAAAUUCUGCUGCUCAUCAGCGUGUUUGGAAGACUAGUCCUCGGUACAUGUUGAAUGGCUCUUUUGGAGAAAGAGACAAUUUGAUCUCAGACACCUUGGAAAAAGAGACGUUUCUAUGGCCCACCUGUUUGUCUUCAACGGGGCACACUCAGAUAGGCCCUGUGAGCAGAGAUUCACUUAUGCUGAGUUCACCACUUCUUAGGAGCAGGCAGCUCCUUCAUGAUGAACUAGAUGAAGUGAACCUGCGUCUUCGAGAACCCCGAGAGCUCUUCUCAUUUUUCUCUAGCCAAGGGCCGCUGCAGGCUCCAAGGUGGCCGAUAGAGUGUGAGGUCAUCAAGGAAAACAUUCAUCAUAUUGAGUGGGUUCCACCUCAGCCAGAACACUUCUAUCAACCUACAGGAGACGAAAAGAUGCCCGAGGUUGUGGGGGAAGAGCAAGGCACAGUUGUCUACCAGUUAGAUUCAGUGCCCACAGACGGUGCCUACUUCACCAGUUCCAGAAUAGGAGGCAAACGAGGGAUUAUCAAGGAACUUGCUGUUACAUUGCAAGGACCAGAAGAUAAUACCCUGUUGUUUGAAUCAAGGUUUGAGAGUGGGAAUCUGCAGAAAGCCGUCAGAGUAGGCAUCUAUGAGUACGAACUCACCUUGCGAACUGACCUCUACACAGACAAACACACCCAGUGGUUUUACUUUAGAGUUCAGAAUACCAGAAAAGACGUCACCUACCGCUUCACUAUUGUGAACUUGCUGAAGCCCAAGAGCCUGUAUGCGGUAGGAAUGAAACCUCUUCUGUACUCUCAGCUGGAUGCCGCCACCUACAAUGUUGGCUGGAGGAGAGAAGGACAGGAAAUCAAGUACUACAAGAACAACUCAGAUGAUGGGCAGCAGCCCUUGUACUGUCUCACCUGGACCAUUCAGUUCCCUCAUGACCAGGACACUUGCUUCUUUGCACACUUUUAUCCAUAUACUUACACUGACUUGCAAUGCUAUCUCUUGUCAAUCGCAAACAACCCCAUCCAGUCUCAGUUCUGCAAGCUCCGAGCUUUAUGCAGGAGCCUAGCUGGGAACACUGUCUACUUGCUCACCAUCACCAAUCCAUCCAGGACCCCUCAAGAGGCAGCUGCAAAGAAAGCUGUGGUGUUGAGUGCCAGAGUCCACCCUGGAGAAAGUAACGGCUCCUGGAUCAUGAGAGGAUUUUUGGACUUCAUCCUUAGCAACUCCCCAGAUGCCCAGCUCCUCAGGGAUAUCUUUGUCUUCAAGGUGAUUCCCAUGUUAAAUCCAGAUGGAGUGAUUGUGGGGAAUUACCGGUGUUCAUUGGCUGGAAGGGACUUGAACAGACAUUAUAAAACCGUUCUUAAGGAUUCUUUCCCCUGCAUUUGGUACACCAAGAAUAUGAUCAAAAGACUUAUGGAAGAAAGAGAGGUUCUCUUGUAUUGUGAUUUCCAUGGGCACAGUCGCAAGAACAAUAUCUUCCUGUACGGCUGUAACAGCAACAAUCGGAAGCACUGGCUUCAUGAGCGGGUCUUUCCUUUAAUGCUAAGCAAGAAUGCGCCAGAUAAGUUCUCUUUUGACAGCUGUAACUUUAAGGUCCAAAAAUGCAAAGAAGGAACUGGAAGAGUUGUGAUGUGGCGUAUGGGCAUUACAAACAGCUACACAAUGGAGUCAACCUUUGGCGGGUCCACCCUAGGCAGUAAAAGAGACACUCAUUUUACCAUUGAGGACCUGAAGUCCCUAGGUUAUCAUGUCUGUGACACUAUUCUGGAUUUCUGUGAUCCUGACCAGACCAAGUAUACUCAGUGUCUACAAGAGCUUCAGGAGCUCCUACAGCAGGAAAUCCACAAAAAGUUCAAUAACUCUGGACAAGAGAUGGACUUAGAAGGAAGCUGGAGUGACUUUCCUUUGUCCGACAUUGAAUCCAGCACAAGUGGCUCUGACAGCUCCCUCUCAGAUGGCCUUCCUGUCCACCUACUGAGCAUGGCAGAUGAGGACCAGUUGAAUCAGAAGAUGAUGUUAAAGAAGCCAAAGAAGAAAAGACUUCGGACUAGGAAGCAGCGAAACGAGCAGCGCCAGAGCUAUUUGCUGCGGGAGUCAAAGCUGACAGAGGACACCCCAACAGAGUUAAGUGGAAGAGACAAAGGCACCUCCCUGGACCCACCAUUGACCAGUCUGGUUCUACCUAAGAAUAAAGAAAUAAUUCAGAGUAAGAAGCCAGGCUUUACGUCAUGCUCUCCAAAGAGAAGCACAAACUCCAGCCUAGGGCCAGCUCCAGAUGUCAAGCCAAACUGGCCUAGGACUAAAUACCCCGCCACAAGGAAAGACCGCACCGCCACGGCGGUGUACCCAUCUUUGCACAUAUACACAUACCCUUAGGUGUGUGCUUUUGCUGUGACAUGCAGGUGCUUCCGCCAAAGAUUUUGGGUAGUUUUAUUGGUUUUUGUUUUGUUUUCUAUGCAGUGUUGGGAACCAAACCUAGGGCGUACGAGGCAAGGGAUUUACCAUUGAACUGUGUCUCCAGCUCCCUUGAAAAUGUUGUGAGUUAUUCACAUUUAAAAGAGGAAAUCUGUGAAGGAAAUGGAAACUAUUUAUUAUGUGCUGUGUUGUGUGUUCACGCUGACCUGCACUCUGUACUUCUACUGUGGACAUGGCCUAUGUUAUACCUCAUAAAUUCAGUACUUUUAUCCUAAGGUGAAAUUAUAUUUUGAUGUAUAGACUAGCCUUUAUUGUAAGUUGAAGUAUAUACUCACGAAAAGACAGCACAUAUUUCUCUCAUUUUUACCAGUAGAUGUUCCCUCCAAAGUUAUAUGCAAAUAAGUUUUUAAGAGAUCAAACUAAUUUUGAACGUGCCAUAUGAAAAAGUCUGUGUCAAAGUUUCCGAAAGGUUAAAUGACCAAUCAGACUAUGGUAUAUCAGGUUUUCUCAAAGUGAGGUAUUUCUACCUAGAAAAAAACAAUUACAUGUAUUACUUAUAAUUUAAUGUUGCAUAUAUUAUGUUCAACAAGGUUGUGUAAAUUUUUAACUCAACCAUUAAAAUUUUUCUCUCUG